CCUAUCGUGUUGUUUUCGCUAAGUUUGGUGUGUUUUAGUUUACAAAGUCAGUUUUGAUUUGAUAGAAUCUAUUGAGAGAAGUUUUAUUACGUCCGUGGCUUUAAGUCGAUUGUGUUUUUACACUUUACAAUCGUGGAUUCCCCACUAUCCUUUGGUCUGUAAACAAUGAGCCCCGGACGCUUCGCUGAGAUGUCGUCGUACAUGUUGGAUUUCAACAAUCACAUACAGUCGUACUUUAUAAGUAGCACCUAUGGGAAUGAAACGCUCGUCAACCGAUGUUUGGAGCAACUGGCUUCCGGCGGAGAGAGUAGAACAUUCGACGUAUCGGGGUACCAGUGCAAUGUGUUCUUUGUUAAUUUGCAUAAACUCUUGAGCCACAGUCUGAAGAAAAGUAACCUCUUGUGGUCCGUGGUCGGCGUGCUGGAAGUUGCCGUAAAUGACGACGAGACGCGGUUAGCGUUGGUUAACAAAUUUCGUUUCCUACCGGUUGUUUCGUUGUUGCUGCUCGAAUUGCACACCCCGGACCAGCAGAAACGGGUGCUGUCUCUCCUGCAUCAUCUUUCCUACGGAGCCAAUGUUGAUGGGCAAGAAAUGUUUCUUGAGAGGCUCAUCCAAAAACUGCUCAGCUUGAUCGAACAAAACCAUCAGAAGAAAGAACGCUGCGAGGUGGCCCAGCUAGCCCUCUCGAUACUGGUGAACCUGUGCCAUCGGGAUCUCUCGACGACGUUUGUGCUGACGCGCAACACCAACAUCUCCGCGUUUUGUAAGCAGAUCAAAAAGUUUGGCUUAUUGGCGUGCAAAAUGUACAUCAUACUUGAGCAGAACGACUACAUUAAGGAGAUGGAUCUGCACUAUUUGCUACGGAUGAGCUUCGAGGAGGUACGUUUGAUGCUGGCAUCGCAAAAUAGCUUCAGCCUGAAGCACGUUGUCGAUUUCUUGCGGUACGUGAAAACGUUGGGCGACACUAGCGGAAGCCAACCGGUGCAGGCGGUGGUAACGGAUGAGUAUUUCAACCGCGAUCUGAAGGAGUUUCUGCUCGAAAUCGAAAAACAUUGGGACGCUCGAGAAAAGAACGGUAGCGAGGCGGCACCGAAGAAGAAGGGCAAACGUAAGGUCGAGCUAAAGAAGAACCGUACGACCGAUGGAUUGUUUGAAAUCUUGGAGUGCAUCGUUUCGCUGAAACCGGACGACAGUGAGUUGUACCGGAAGAUAUGCGAAUUUGGCCCAAUCCGGUUGAUCAAUAACGCGACGGAAGAUUGUUCGAAGGCGGUUGAUUUGCUGUGCACGAUUUUGGAGAAAAACUCAAAGGACGCUGCGUUCGCGGAGGAGUGCAAAGCGGUGUUGGGAAACUUGAUGACGACCCUGACGAAUAAUGAUGAUGAACGGCUUGCCAUUGCCUUUGCCCGAUUGCUGACCACGAUCGGAAGAGCACUGAAUGCGAGCGACGACACGAUGAACGAAGUGGCGGAACAAUUUUAUCAGCACCUCUUCGGCAGCAUGGUGAAUCAGGCCCAGGAAACUGUCCCGUUCGACUAUUCCAUUGCCGAUGGACCGGCUCGGGUGUACCAGUGGGCGUUGCAUGCGUUUAACGAGCUAGCAAAUCUCUCUCCGACGCAUUGGUACGCAAAAGUGACGAACCUGUUCAAGCAGAAACCGAUCCAAUUUCUUGUGGCAAAGGCUCUUACCGGUGGCAGUGAUCUCGAGCUGCUAGAGGCAAUGCUACAGGUCGCAUCAUCGACCGAUUUUCCCAAGCACGAUGUUGCGAUAAUGAUCGAUAUGUUAAAGACCAAUGGUCUCACUUCGAUGGUUACGUCCCCUGUGCAUGACUGUAAGAAUGGGCUUCUUCAACCACCGACGGGGUACUCCUUCGUUCGGGCUCUCAGUAGGGAUUUGCAGGAUCGUAUGGAUCAGGCCGUGGUUCAGAUGCAGGACGCGAAAGCGGCAGGUCUUAUAAACGAUGUAGAAAAGUCGGAACUCGUCGAAUUCUACACGUACAAGAUCAACAUGCAGACUAACCUGAUGAAUGAUUUGAGAAUCAGUUUAGAAUCGACGACGACGCAGAUAACGACACUGAUGCAUCAGAACCAGCUACUGAUGGCCGAGAUCGAUAAGAACCAGAAGAAAAGUUUACCCCUGUUGUUGAAGGAAUCGGCGUUAGAAAAUGAAAAUCGACUGCUGGAGCGUGAGCUGGUGAUGAUGAAAUCUGCCGCCGCAACGUACGACAAGAAAACGAACCAAAUGAAGCAGGAACUAGCCGAGUACAUCAAAAAGUACGGCGAGAAGAGCCAAAAGUGUGCCGUUCUGGUCAAAGAAAUUGAGCACCUUCGCACGCGCGAUGAUAACUACGAGAAGGAAAACAAACGUCUACACGCGGAGCUGGCCGUAAUGACAAAAAACCGCGACGACGCCCGGAAGCUGCUGAAGCUCGGCGAGGAGGAUAGACAAAAGCUUACCGAGCAGCGUGAUGCGGAACGUAAACAGUUCGAGUGUAAGUUGCGCGAACGUGAACGGGAAAUAUCGAAACGGAACGAUCUCGUGCAGCAGCUGGAGCAAACGCUCAUGCAACGGGACGGUUCGAUCGAAUCGCUGGAGGCGGACGUGAACGAUAUGCGAACGAAGCUGAAGGACCGGGAAGAUCGGAUAGCACAGCUCGAGGAAGAUCUGAAGGAGAAUGAAAAGAUUCAGCAAGCGAUCUAUAGUUUAAUGAACAAGAAUAAGAAAUAGUAGGUAUCAUUUAUAAUGGUGAUUUUUUUUUGCGGAAAGAGAGUAUUGUAAUAUAAUGACACCACGCUGCUAGUUUUUGGUAGCGAAGAUUUUAUAACGUUUUAAGCAACCAUUACCGGCCGAUAAAUAUUUUUAACAAACUUGUACCAAGCCUUUAGAUUGAUAUUUUUUUUUUUUAUCCGGAUCACAUAAGUUAAUUCCUAAUGUUUUCUUUUUUCGGUUGCUCGGU
Anopheles coustani is the source of this 2953-nucleotide messenger RNA. RefSeq lists its product as uncharacterized. Lineage: Eukaryota; Metazoa; Arthropoda; Insecta; Diptera; Culicidae. Bases 166 to 2724 code for a protein of 852 amino acids. The record is from RefSeq and is a predicted model, not a curated record. The transcript has 4 exons.